Coniophora puteana RWD-64-598 SS2 is the source of this 1316-nucleotide messenger RNA. Its product is annotated as L domain-like protein. The transcript has 4 exons. The record is from RefSeq and is a predicted model, not a curated record. Gene Ontology annotation, molecular function: U2 snRNA binding; protein binding. Gene Ontology annotation, biological process: mRNA splicing, via spliceosome. Gene Ontology annotation, cellular component: U2 snRNP. The coding region runs from base 93 to 839 and encodes 248 amino acids. Lineage: Eukaryota; Fungi; Basidiomycota; Agaricomycetes; Boletales; Coniophoraceae.
CGCUGCAGCAGGUCAACCUAAUCGACGUCCUUGCUUAGUCUCGGCCAAUCCGUUCUGGUUGAUCACGCUAGCACUCUUGGUUGCUCCCAGUCAUGGUCAAGCUCACCCCAGAGCUCCUGGCUCAAGCACCUUCUUCUCUAAAUCCUAACAAAGAACGCCAGCUUGACCUUCGCGGCUAUAAAAUACCCACAAUCGAAAACUUGGGUGUCACCAAGGACCAGCAUGAUGCCAUAGAUUUCACAGACAAUUCCAUUUCCGUACUGGGCAACUUUCCCCUUCUCAAGCGCCUACGAACUUUGCUCCUUGCUAACAAUCGAGUUUCAUCUGUGUCGCCGUCCAUUCAUCUCUCAGUUCCCAACCUGACAACUCUCGUGUUAACGAACAAUAAUGUGGCUGAGCUUGGUGAUCUGGAGCCUCUGAAAGAACUCAAAAACCUGAAGUACUUGUCCCUGUUGGGCAACCCUGUACGGGAAAAGAAAUGGUAUCGAGAGUGGCUUGCGUGGAGAAUACCAUCGCUGAGAGUUUUAGAUUUCCAGAGGAUCCGGGAUAAGGAACGUGAAACUGCGAAGUCCCUCUUCGUUACAGCUGACGGCCUUCGAACCGCUCUUGCCACGACGAUAUCCGAAACUGUUUCAAAGACUGGUGUGAAGGCGGCAGUGACUACGGACGAACCAAAAGCCGCACCCUUGACAGGCAAAGCGGGCCGUCUCAUGUCUAAGGAGGACCAAGAAAAAGUUAAGCAAGCCAUCGCAAAGGCGACCUCCAUAGAAGAGGUUAGACGGCUGGAGAGAAGUCUCAGGGAGGGUUACAUGCCAACUUUCGAGUCGUCAGGCUCAUGAGUAUAAUCUUGUUUGCCAUACGGAUUUGCACCUGUAUUUCUUUGCCGUAAUCGUACAUAUAAUGCAAGAAGACGAACGAAAAGCUAAGCGACGAUAUAUGCAAUCUCUAAGCUCUGCUGCCAAGGCAGAGGCCAUGGAAUGUCAGCAACAGGACUGCCCCUAAGUUAGCGAGGGAGCUGAUGCCAUGGAGGGCGCCGAAUCUAGCAUUGAUUUUCUUCAUCUCUUUUGAUACCUGAAAGCGAUAUCAGGGCUUCGGCGCUAAUAUUGCGACCACAGCACAAAGACCUUACCCCAGCUUCAUCGUAACCCUUGCCUUCAGCCUUUUCUAGUUUGUGACGUUGGAACAUGGUCCUUCGUAAAAGAAUUACUUCACAUCGUCAUAGCUUUUAUAAACAAUGCACUCACUUGCUGGUCAAAGGGCCAAUGAUGAGGUGAUUGCUUGCUUGCAUGGCGAUAACGCCGGUAAGAGUGUAAGCU